CGGAAGUUUGCGCCCCGCAGGACAGAUCGCCACUCGUAGAGAUGAGAGGGUUUACACUGAAUCAUGUUUGCCAGUGCGGCUUUUUUAGUUGUCUCGUCUUAUUUUCUUUCAUGUCUUUUACGGCUGCAGUAAGAGUCGACUUGACCGAGCUUAGGAAUAAAGUUGCAAAAAUUAAAGUAAAUCCAAGAGGCAAUCUGUGGGCUACAGGACAUUUCAUGGGCAAGAAGAGUGUGAUGGAUACCCCCAUGUUGCCUCCGGCUGAAGGACAGGGCGCCGAUGCUCUGGAAGUCAGCCUUCCAGCCGAGCAAAGCGCUCUCGGGGAGCUCUUCCAAGAGUUUCUGAGGGUGGUGUUACAAGCGCAGGUGGAUACACAAGACAGCGGCUCGAAAGACCAGGAGGCAGACUUGCUGAUGAAGAUUUUAGAGAGCUACAUCCGAAGCAGAAAGUGAUGAGAGUCUGGCGCGCAUGAACACGGAUCAUCUGGACUCAUGGGUUAAAAUAAAUGAAUCAGGCACAGUCUCCUGCUCAUCAUGAUUGUAAAUCACCGCAACUGUCAUACCUAGCCUACAGCUCAUGUGCCAUUUGCAACCGAGUUUUUCUCAGUUUAUUUUGAUGAAAAUACUUCA
Monopterus albus (swamp eel) is the source of this 626-nucleotide messenger RNA. RefSeq names its product neuromedin Bb (gene nmbb). The record is from RefSeq and is a predicted model, not a curated record. Gene Ontology annotation, biological process: positive regulation of hormone secretion; neuropeptide signaling pathway. Gene Ontology annotation, molecular function: neuropeptide hormone activity; neuromedin B receptor binding. Bases 42 to 449 code for a protein of 135 amino acids. Lineage: Eukaryota; Metazoa; Chordata; Actinopteri; Synbranchiformes; Synbranchidae. Gene Ontology annotation, cellular component: neuron projection. The transcript is spliced from 3 exons.